Cladophialophora carrionii CBS 160.54 is the source of this 957-nucleotide messenger RNA. RefSeq lists its product as uncharacterized. The transcript has a single exon. The coding region runs from base 1 to 957 and encodes 318 amino acids. NCBI's taxonomy places the organism in Eukaryota, Fungi, Ascomycota, Eurotiomycetes, Chaetothyriales, Herpotrichiellaceae. The record is from RefSeq and is a predicted model, not a curated record. Gene Ontology annotation, cellular component: mitochondrial outer membrane. Gene Ontology annotation, biological process: lipid homeostasis; mitochondrion organization.
AUGGCCGACCUGCCUCCCCUCUCGACGACCGACACGCGCGCUUCCCUCGCCUCCAUGCACGAAAUCGACCCCUCGCCCGUCGACGAGGAAGACCCGUCUACCUCGUCGUCAGAUCCCACCAACGCCACGGGCCCGUCCUCCACGACGGACCCGUCGUCAGCCCCCUACCACGGCACAACAAACAUCCUGGGCCUGACGCCCACGCGAACCCUCCACCUCCUCACCUCGGUGCAGAAAUAUUCCGUUGCCCCCUUGGGAAUCUACCUCGCGAUGCACUACACCAACACGGCGCUGCUCCCGCUCGUCACCCCCUCCGUGCGCGCGGCGGACAAGUACCUCCUCCUCACACGGCCGUUCUACCAAACCCCGCCUCUCGAACCCCUGCUGAUCUUCCUCCCCGUGCUCACGCACGUCGUCUCGGGCGUGGCCCUGCGCGUCUACCGCCGCCGGAUCACCGCCCGCCGCCACGGCGCCGAGACGCGCAAGCAACGCCGCGAAAUCGCCUGGCCGAAACUCAGCCUCACCUCCCUGGCCGGGUAUUCGCUGUACCCGAUGUUCGUGCUGCACGUGCUGAGCAUGCGUGUGACGCCGCGGCGCGUGGACGGCAGUUCCGCGUCCGUGGGCCUGCGGUACUUUGCGCACGGCAUCUCGGCGCAUCCGGGCCUCGGCCUCGCGGCGCAUGCGGUGUUGAUCUGUACGGCGAGUUACCAUUUCGUGAGCGGGGCGGCGAGGUUCAUGAGGCUGAGCAGUGAGUAUGUCGUCGGGGGUGGAGAGGAUGGGCGGGUCAAGAGGAAAUGGCGGGGGAGGAUCAUCAAUGGCGUUGCGGCGCUGAUGGCCGGCAUUUGGAUCGCAGGAGGACUGGGCGUCGUGGGUACGAGUGGACCGGGCGUUGGCUGGGAGGCCAGUCACUGGAACGCCAUAUAUAAAGAGGUGCCGCUUGUGGGGAGGUUGUUCUAA